AUGAAUCUUACGACUAACUUUGUUAUUUGUUCGGUAUACUUUGAACAAUCUAUUUCUACCUUUGAUUUUAAUUAUGAGGUGCAAAGAUUGAUUGAUUUUCUGCAGAAUUAUGAGCAUGUGAUACUGGCAGGUGACUUCAACGCUCGUGCCAAGAAAUUUGGAGACUAUGCUGACCUUACUAGGGGAAUAAAACUAGUCGAUAUGAUCAACAUGUCUAACUUCAAAUGUCUGAAUGAUUUAAGUCCUACCUUCAAACGAGACCUUAGUGGGUCAGUGAGUACUGUACUCGAUUUAACUUUUACCAACACUGACUGUACAACGAAUUGGAGUACUGAGCCUAUGCUUCCUGCUGGCAGUCAUCAUUACCCAAUAGUAAUUGAAAUUGUGGAGGUUAACCCUAAGGUGAAAACAUUUUUGGCUAAGGGAAAAUUGCUAUCUGCACUAAAGCAGGUGAAUUUUGACCCCAAUAUGAAUGAAAUUAAAUCAGUAUUUGAAUAUGAAAUAAAACAUGCCACUUAUGAACUAAAGGACAGAAGAACUCCUAAGGCUUGGUGGAAUGAUGAAUUGGUGAAAUUAUUUCGACUUCAGCUUGCAGCUCGUAAAAAAUGUGACAAAUACCCGACAGUGGACAACUUUAAUGAGGCGACGUAUGCAAUAUCGGUUUGGAAGGAGGCUGUUCUUACUGCGAAAAGGAAAUCCUAUGAGGAGCAAAUUCGAAAACUGAAUGAACAUCCUAACUCUAGGGAAGCCUGGCGAUUUGUUGGCAGUAUUAAUGGUGGCAACACGCGUAUCUCAUCCCUUUGGAAUAGCGACAACAACCAACUUUACUUACAAUUUUUAAAGGAGCAAGUUCCUGUAGAUGAUUCUUCUAACUGUACCCAUGUGAUACCAGAUGUCAACAUUACUCGUGCAUGGGAUGAUGGUAACCCUGCGUUUACUUUUGAGGAACUUCAGCAUGUUCUACACAACAAAACUAGAAAGUCUGCUGGUGGAGUGGAUAAAAUCACAUAUGAUAUGAUCCGUGCGCUUCCGAACUAUGCUAAAUGCUCCCUUUUAACUGCUUUGAAUGAUGCUUUUUUGGAAUCUAACGUUAGCGAAAAGUGGAGGACGAUUAAGAUAGUACCAAUACCGAAAAAGGACAAGGACUUGUCGAACUAUGAAAAUUUCCGUCCAAUUGCUUUGAUAUCUGUAUUACUCAAAAUUGUCAACAUGAUGAUUAAAGAGAGAAUGACUGAAUUCAUCAACGACAACUCCAUUAUUCCUGAAGGAAGCUUUGCCUACAGAAAAGGAAAAUCAUCGUCCAUGUGUUUGAAUGACUUCUUACACAAUGCUGCAACACUGAAGCAUAAAGGCUUUAAGGUCAUUAUUUUAGUCCUUGAUAUAAGCAAUGCUUAUAACUGCGUGAGCAUCUCUAUUUUGAUGAAAAUUUUAAACAGCCUUCAAAUCCCUGAAAUAUAUGUGGAAUGGAUUACAAAUUUCUUAUCGAAACGUACUCUGAAAUUGGGCGACAAAACUAUUACGGUUGACAAUGGGCUUCCACAAGGAAGUUGCUUAUCUCCAGUGCUUUUCAACUUGUACACAAGAAGGUUACAUGAAAUUCAAGAUGACAAUACCUUACUGUAUCAAUUUGCCGAUGACUUUACGAUUGUAUCAUUUGAUAAAGAUUUUGAUUUGGCUGUCGAAAAUUUGAGGUCCAAAAUAGGUCAGUUUAUGGAAAUCUGCAAAUCCCUGAACCUAUCGUUUAACCCGGACAAGACAAGGACUAUGUACCUUGCCAAAGGAAGCAUAAAGAAAAUACAGAUCAAAAUUGACAACAAGGAAAUUGAACAGGUUAAGAAGAUUAAAUUGCUUGGCAGAACUAUUAAUGCGUCACUCACUGUUGGAGAACACUAUGAUCGAGUUUUAUCUGAAUCCAAAAGUGGUAUUGGCUUGAUAAGUAAAUUAACCACCAUAAAAAGUGGUUUAUCGCCUAAGGUUGCUUUGAAUUUAUACAAAAGUUUCGUUCGGUCUAAAGUGGAAUAUUCCAGGACUACUGCUGCUCACACACCGAAUUCAAUCAAUCGCUAA
Lucilia sericata (common green bottle fly) is the source of this 2067-nucleotide messenger RNA. RefSeq lists its product as uncharacterized. The transcript has a single exon. NCBI's taxonomy places the organism in Eukaryota, Metazoa, Arthropoda, Insecta, Diptera, Calliphoridae. Gene Ontology annotation, molecular function: catalytic activity. Bases 1 to 2067 code for a protein of 688 amino acids. The record is from RefSeq and is a predicted model, not a curated record.